UUUGUCACGCAUUCCUGCUUUGCUCAUUGUUUCCUUAUUCUACGGCGUCAAGAUUUUUCUAAUUAGAAGCUCUGUAAUCUAAUAAGAGCUAGCUCGGUGCUGUAAAAAUAAAAAAAUACGAAAAAAUGUAAUUUUACAAUAAAAAUAUAAAAAAAUAUUCUAAACAGUGUGGGUGUAACAAAAUAAUUGUAAUAAAUUGAUAAAAAUUGAAGAAACUAAGCUUGGAAGCUUAGAAAAAACGCGGGGGAAUUGAGGCUACUUUGGGUUGGCUCCGUUUCGUGUUUCAGGAGAAAAAUAAGUUAUGGAGCCUUUUAAGUGCUCUUCCAGUUAUUUGUGUGCAGCUCCCGUGGUUCAAAGCCAAUAUAAACUCUCAUUUCAUACUCUUGACAAGUGUUUGUGAACUACCGGACAGAAAAUUAGCCCAGCAUCUCCGUGUGUGCUGCCACCAUCGUUUGGAAGGCAAUGACCAGUAAAAAAAUAACACUGUUACGUUAUUUAUUUGCAUGCGUCUGCAUGUUAUUGGCUUUGAAUUUAUUAAUUGAUUAUUUUGCUGACAAAUCGGAUGUCUCAUCAUCAUUUAGUCGCCUAAGUUUACGCAAAGUAUAUCGAUACAAUGGAACCGUACUUAGCUCUACAGGCAAUGCCAGCAGCAGCGGCAGCAUCAGCCACAGUAACAAUAACACGAACAAUAAUAUCAACAAUUCCCUGGCAUUAAAUUCCGCCUCUACUACCAAUGUCUCACCAUUUGCAAAUUCUUCCAAUCUGCAACAACAACCACAACUGGAGCUGCAUAGUAAUAAUAGCUUAAAUCAAGUCAAUGGUAGCAAGGAAACCAUAACCACGGAACCUUUGCCUCUUUGUCAAGACCCCGUUAUUGAAGAAAGUAGUCCUUUUGUACCUAACAUAACUUUAGAAUCUCUGGAUGUUAUCAAUGACCAGUUGGGUCCACUUUUGGAACCCGGUGGUGCUUUCAAACCAAAAGACUGUAUAGCCCGGCAUCAUGUUGCAAUUGUGGUGCCUUUUCGUGAUCGAUAUGCCCAUCUAUCGAUUUUCCUCCGUAACAUACAUAAAUUUCUAAUGCAACAGCGUAUAGCGUAUCGUAUUUUCAUUAUCGAACAAACCAACGGCAAGCCAUUUAACCGAGCCGCUCUUAUGAAUAUUGGCUUUCUGGAGGCCAUGAAAUUAUACAAAUGGGAUUGUUUUAUAUUCCAUGAUGUUGAUCUGUUGCCAUUGGAUAAUCGUAAUUUGUAUAAUUGUCCACGUCAGCCGCGUCAUAUGUCAGUGGCCAUAGAUAAAUUUAAUUAUAAGUUGCCUUAUCGUACAAUAUUUGGUGGGGUCUCCGCAAUGACCCGUGAACAUUUUUUAACCGUCAAUGGAUUUUCGAAUUCAUAUUUUGGUUGGGGUGGUGAAGACGAUGAUAUGUCAAACAGGCUACGAAAUGCUAAUCUUUUUAUAGCACGUUAUCCCAUCAAUAUUGCACGCUACACCAUGCUAAAACAUCAAAAAGAAAAAGCCAAUCCCAAACGCUAUGAGAAUUUGGUAAAUGGCAUCAAUAAAAUUGGUAACGAUGGCUUGAAUUCAAUUAAAUACGAUAUUUACAGUUACAAAUCGUAUCCGACAUUUAGUUGGUAUUAUGCUGAACUAAAGAUCUCCGAACAAAAAAGUUAAAUUUGUUUUUAUUAAAAGAAAAAAAGAAAAAAUAGCAAUCUAACAGACACACACUCACAUAUAUUUAUACAAAACAAAAAAAAAAACCAAACCAUAUUUACAACAACAGCUAUUACUAUUACUAACAACAAAACUAACAAACCAAAAGACAACAUUCUCUUUUUCCUUAACCCCCCAAAAUAACGUUCUUUAAAACAUUUCUUAUUCUUCUUCUCUUUAUCUUCUCUACUCUUUCAUAUACAAACUUUUUAUCUACUUUACUUAGAAUGGAAAACUCAUAACAAACAAAACAAAAGGAUAACAAAAAAAAUAGACAAAAUUAUUUAAACUAGUGAUAUACAUAAUAUAUAUAUACAGACAGACAGACAGCCAGACAUUACAUACUUAGUAAUAUAAUUAAAAACCAAAUUCGGAGUGGUACAAUAUUGACACAAUAAGUAGGAAAAGAAAUUUAGCAAUCAAAAUUAUGUAGAACGUGUUCUUAUGUCAUUGUUUCUAUUUUUAUUUUUCUUAAUGUAUAGAUUUCAAUUUGUUAAAUUAGUCUUUUUAAUAAUAUUGUUUUUUGUUUUAUUUUAUAGAAUAUGUUUAGAAAACAAAUUCUUGCUUCCAAUUUCUACUUUCCAUAGCUUAAUUUCGUCCAACCAUUUGAUAUGGAAAAAACUCAACUUGUUGCUUCCUUUUUAUGGAUUUGAUAUUAGAAACAAAGAUAUUUUAUUAAUCAAUAAUUAAUUAAUUAAUAAUGUAAUUUAAAAAAAAAGUUUUUACAAAAUCUAAUUUUAGCCAAGAAUCUCAAAGAGCAGUAGCCAUGGGGUGAAAAGUAAUGGAACAAAUUAGUGUUUAAUUCAGCCUAUGUACUUUAAAAUUGUGAUUGUUUUUAAACUUUAUAAAUUUUUUGUUAUAUUUUAUUGUAAAUUUUGUAUGUAUAUAUAUAGUUUUUUACUUAUUUUACUAAUACUAACUUUAUUUAGAUUUGUCUUGUAAGUUUGUUUUCCGUCCCUAUUAUGGUCUUCCAAUUUAUUUUACGGAAUUUAAUUAACAUGUUUAUACUAAUCACAGAAAUGUCUACAAUAUUCAAAGGCUGUUUCCCAUGUCACGCAUAGUAAUGUCUCUAUUGAACCCCGUAUCAAAAACGAAAAUGGACUUAGUCACUCAAAUUCUUUUGGUACCUACAAAAGCUCAACGUUUACAAUUUUUAUUUGAAAACCCAACAAAGAUGAGUUUGGGAUUCCCAUUUGGUACAUAACAAUUGCCAACAACAGAUUUGUCAUUGAGCCCAUGGUCCAUAUUUGAAAUUAGGGAUAUUUCAUUUGCUAGUACCAAACAACUGGAAUUAAUUGUCCAAAUAUUAUCCAAAACCCUCCGAAGCGCCUACGCUUUACGGAAUCCCGGUGAUAAUGUUGUCCAAAUAUUAUCCAAAACCCUCCGAAGCGCCUGAGCCUUACAAAAUCCCGGAGAUAAUGUUGAAAAAAAAAAAAACUGAAUGGUGUAAGGGUCGAGUUUCCACCAAAACUCUCAACCUGUCGAUAGCCCACAACAUAAUUGCAGAAGUCUAGGAUUAAAGAAUAAUGGAUCUGGUGCCAACUCCACGUAGAAACAAGUGAAAAACAGUAAGUUCGGCCGGGGCCGACCUUUGGGUAAAGAAAACAAUUUUUUUUUAUAAAAGUAUCUGCAUUCAAACGCGCUCCACUUUAAACUACGAACACCAGUAAAACCCUUUUGAUAAUGCUGUUAAACUUUUCAAAAACCCAUAAAGUGGGUGAGGCCGUUAUAUGGGAGUCAUAACCAAACGGGAACCUCUAUAGGCAAUUUUAUACUUCAAGGAUUGUCAUCUACCAAUCCUUAUAAAAUACCAAAUUUUAAACAAUUUCAUUAGUAACUGUGACUAGGAUUAUCAAAAUUCCGAAUAUCGGUGUAUACCGUUGUAUGGGCGCUAUAGAAAAACAUGGACCUAAAUAUUUAAUGUUCCGCCACCGGAGCUAGAACUCAUUCCGAACAACAAAUACGAAUUUUUUGACAAAUCCAUGGAAAAAUUGGUGAAAAUCAUCAAAAUAUCGGGAGGUACCGUUAUAUGGGGACUAUACAAAAACGUGGACCUAUGGAUACAAAGUUUCGCCACCGGUGCUGGAAACUAUUAUGACCUACAAAUACUAAUUUUUAGAAAAAUCCGUGGGAAAAUAUGGCGAAAAUCAUAAAAAUACCGAAUAUCGGGAGGUAGCGUUAUACCAAAACGUGGUAUAAUUUCAAUUUCAAUAACAACCAUCCUAGACACAAUACAAAUUGUUGUGCCAAAUUUUGAAACUCUACGUUGAAUAAUGUAGACUCUUAUCGUAAUUUCAAAAGACAGACAGGCGUACAUCGUUAAAUCUACUUUUAUGCUGAUCAUGAAUACAGGGUGAGAUAAAAAUACUGCAACAAAGUCAAACGCCAUAAUUUUUAUUUUUUUUUUAAAUUUAAUUGAAUGAAAGCAAAAAUUAUCGGAAAUAGAAUCAAAUUUUAGAAUAAGUUUAGAUUUGUUUGAAUUGGUCACCUUUGGCAUGAAUUAUGGCCUUCAAACGGCCAAUGAAACCGUCAAACGCUGCCAGAAUGUUGCUAUGCGGUAUUUUGGCCCAUUCUCGGCGAAGCGCUUGCUUGAGGUGAUCGACACUUUGGUAUAUUUUAGUGCCAACCUUACUUUCCAAAAUACUCCAGACACAAUGGUCCAACGGAUUGAUAUCCGGAGAUUUUGGUGGCCAUUGUGCACUGGAAAUGAAGCGAGGAAACUCAUUUUGUAAUCAUUCUUGGGUGGCGCGUGCUGAGUCCUGUUGGAAUGUCCAUGGGCUGCGGCCAAAAUGUGUGCGUGCUCAAGGCUUUGAUACACCCUCCAGAAUAUUUUUGCGAUAAUAUUCGGCAUCUAUUCUGAUGCCACGGUCGAUCAAUACGAGCGGAGAGAGCGACCAUCGGCUGUUAUGGCGGCCCGCACCACCAACAUGGCCGGCGCUUGAAUUCUGGUGGCCAACCGAAGGUGCACAUUUUCAGCUGACCUCUUUGGCAAGUAGACAGGAUCAUUUUCUUUGUUUACAAACGAAUUUUUUCUCAUCGGAGAAAACCCAAUUCGGCAUUUCACCACUUUCGGCCAAGCGAAUCAACUCUCUUUAGCUCUUUUAAGUCUAUUUUCUUUCUGUUGCGGUGUAAGUUCUUGCACUUUUUGGAAUUUUAAUGGCUUUACCCCGAGCUUAUUUGUUCAAUAUUUGCCGAAUGGAAUAUUGCGAUAUGUUCAGCUCACGAGCCAUUUUUCGGCCACUGUGACGCGGGUUUCGAUCAAGUCGCUUCUUUACUGGUUCGAAACCAUUUCUGCUGAUGUUGCUGUUUUCUUCCGUCCACUUCCUUGACGUCGGGCUACGCUAUCAGUAUCACGGUAACGAGCAAUGGUACGAGACACAAACGAUUUAUUCACAUUUAAAUGCUGGAGUGCUCCGACAAUAGCCACUUGUGGUUUUCCAGCCAAAUAUAAAAAAACACACUAUCACGCUUGAAUUCCAUCACGAAUACCCAUUUUUUCUGGAAAAUGUUCACCAAAAUGCUUUUGUACGAUUGUAAACAAUAUAAUGAGCUGUCACUGGAAUAAUUGUAAAAGCUGUCGGACGAGUGGCUUAGAAAUGACAGUUUUCCAGUCUCACCCUGCAGUUUUUCAUCUCACCCUGUAGAUCCAGAAAAUAAGUGAGGUUACAUUUUUCAUUCUAACUUGAAAUAUAUUUUAUGUUUUUGUUGGUAGAGGCCAUUUUUAGCUUACGAAUUAUAUUGGAUAUGCUUUAUUUAGAAAUCUCAAUUUAAAAAAUGUGAAUAUUCAGACAAACGAAGACCAUUAGACUCCAAGAGUAUUUGUGUGUGUUUAUAAACUUACAACAAUUUAAUAAUAUUUUUAUCGCCGAAAAAUAACAAAUUCCCUUAAAAUAAUUUUAUUAUUUUUUAUAAAACUGACAUUCCUUUGUUUUUAUUUUUUUAUUAUUAAGAUUUUGGCCCUUCAACCAAUGAUA
Messenger RNA from Musca domestica (house fly), 5681 nucleotides. RefSeq names its product beta-1,4-N-acetylgalactosaminyltransferase bre-4. The record is from RefSeq and is a predicted model, not a curated record. The coding region runs from base 463 to 1668 and encodes 401 amino acids. Lineage: Eukaryota; Metazoa; Arthropoda; Insecta; Diptera; Muscidae. Gene Ontology annotation, biological process: glycosphingolipid biosynthetic process; carbohydrate metabolic process. The transcript is spliced from 5 exons. Gene Ontology annotation, molecular function: N-acetyl-beta-glucosaminyl-derivative 4-beta-N-acetylgalactosaminyltransferase activity.